This is a messenger RNA of Aspergillus sclerotioniger CBS 115572, 1618 nucleotides long. Its product is annotated as putative dihydrolipoamide succinyltransferase. The transcript has 10 exons. The record is from RefSeq and is a predicted model, not a curated record. Gene Ontology annotation, cellular component: oxoglutarate dehydrogenase complex. Gene Ontology annotation, biological process: tricarboxylic acid cycle. Lineage: Eukaryota; Fungi; Ascomycota; Eurotiomycetes; Eurotiales; Aspergillaceae. Bases 192 to 1574 code for a protein of 460 amino acids. Gene Ontology annotation, molecular function: dihydrolipoyllysine-residue succinyltransferase activity.
GGGAGAUUCCGGUUGUCUCGGCCCGGGCUUGAGGUCUCUUGGCCCUGACUGUCAUAAGUUUCGUCACUCUGCAAUCCCCGGCAGGAAUUAUCCAUAGGACUAGAGUCCUGCAUAUACUUUCACAACUCAAAGCUACUUUCCCACAAGUUUUCAUCUCGAGUCUACAAACGAAGUUACCUAAUCAAGUCAUAAUGGCUUCUCGAUUACCGUUUCACCGUCUCUCUGAGCAACAUCUGAGGACUCUUCCUCGACACGCCAGCGCCUCCCGCAGCCUCCACUCUGGCCGUUGCAGGAACUUCACGUCCGUUGCGCUCCAGAAUCCCGCUAAAGCCUCUCUCAGGCCGACCUCGGGACUCCAACAAAUCGCGGUUCUGGGUCCCAACGUCUCACGCUUCAACAUCGUUCCAUUUUGGCGUUCUCAAAUCAGAACUUAUGCGGACACUGUUGUCAAGGUUCCGCAAAUGGCGGAAUCGAUUACAGAGGGAACAUUGAAGCAAUUUUCCAAGCAGGUUGGCGACUACGUCGAGCGGGAUGAGGAGAUUGCGACCAUCGAAACAGACAAGAUUGACGUGUCAGUCAAUGCUCCAGAGUCGGGUACAAUCAAAGAGCUCCUCGUGAGCGAAGAGGACACAGUUACGGUUGGGCAGGACCUUGUCAAGCUGGAGCUUGGGGGCGCCCCUGAAACCAGGAAAGAAGAGGCAACCGAAAAGCCAGCCGCCCCAGCCGCCGCCGAUAAGCCCACAGCUUCGGAACCCACACAGCAUAAAGCACCGGAAGCACCGAAAGCUCCGUCUGAGAAGCUUACAACGCCGGAGCCUAGUCCCUCGAAGAAAGCAGAACCAACACCUACCAAGUCGCAGGCCCCUGAGGAUGCGAAACCCAGCGUUGGGGGUCGUGAAGAACGGAGGGUGAAGAUGAACAGGAUGAGAUUGAGAAUUGCGGAGCGUCUGAAGCAGUCCCAGAACACGGCAGCUUCGCUCACUACCUUCAAUGAAGUCGACAUGUCCUCACUUAUGGAGUUCCGGAAGUUAUACAAGGAUGCUGUGUUGAAGAAGACCGGUGUGAAGCUUGGAUUCAUGAGUGCCUUUUCACGUGCUUGUGUUCUGGCCAUGAAAGAUGUCCCCGCAGUCAACGCAUCUAUCGAAGGCCCCAAUGGCGGCGACACAAUCGUUUAUCGCGAUUACGUUGACAUUAGCGUGGCGGUUGCUACCGAGAAAGGUCUUGUCACACCAGUAGUCCGCAAUGCGGAAACUAUGGACCUCGUUGGCAUUGAGAAGGCCAUUGCGGACCUUGGCAAGAAGGCCCGUGACAACAAGUUGACAAUCGAGGACAUGGCUGGAGGCUCUUUCACCAUCAGCAAUGGUGGAGUCUUUGGCUCUCUGAUGGGCACCCCGAUUAUCAACCUCCCACAGACAGCUGUUCUUGGCCUCCACGCAAUCAAGGACAAGCCGGUGGCUGUGAACGGUAAAGUUGAGAUUCGACCUAUGAUGUAUCUGGCCCUGACGUAUGAUCACCGACUACUGGACGGCCGUGAGGCUGUGACUUUCCUGGUCAAGGUCAUUCAUCCACCUUAAACCGCUUCCUCAGAAUUGGAUGCUAACAAUAACUAAUGCAGGUU